UGUGAGACGCGUGUGCACUUAUUCACGGCUUUCUUCGUUGCCUGAAGCGCGGUUUUCAAGAAUCAGUGAUGCCUAGCAUAGCAUGGACCGCAUGGUGGUUGUUGGUGAAGCUCUCAUGGUUGCCGUGGUGGGGCUGAGGCAACUGCACGAGCUCAUAGGCCGAUGGGUCCCGAUACGUCUGCCUUGUUGACACCACCACAGGCUCUCCUCUCCCACUUAACACUGUCUUUUCCUUGCCUGGACUGAUAGAUAUUCGCGCCUUUCUCCAUCACCCGCCGUGUUCGCCUUCUCCCGUCCUGCUACAGCUCCCCUUAAUCGACUCGCUAUGGCGCCUCCAGGUGCCUCUCUGCUGACCAAACUCAAGGUCCAGCUGAAGCUCGCCAUCGCGCGCCUGCGCAUGGUGCAGCAGCGCGAUGAGCAGCUUGGAAAGGUGCAGCGAAGGGCAAUGGCCCAGCUCCUCGAGGCCGAAAAGAUCGACUCGGCGCGCAUCCGCGUCGAGAACAUCAUCCGAUCCGACAUCACCACCGAGCUCCACGAGAUUCUCGAGCUGUAUUGCGAGCUGCUGCUUGCGCGCGCUGGCCUGAUGGAGGGUUCUGUCUGUGACCCGGGCCUCGAGGAGGCCAUCAAGAGUCUCAUUUUCGCUGCGCCCAAGACGGAGAUCAAGGAGCUGGCUACGGUGCGGGGGCUGUUGGUGGAGAAGUAUGGCAAGGAGUUUGUGCUUGCGGCCAUGGAGAACUCUGACGGAAAGGUCAACCCCAAGGUGGUAAAGAAGCUGGGCGUGGAACCGCCGCGGGAAGAGCUGGUCGUUGGAUAUCUAGAGGAAAUUGCCAAGGCGUACGGCGUGGACUGGCCCAAGCGGGAGGUGGUCACACCGCCACCAGACCUCCUGGAUGAUGACGAUCUUGGCGGCGACGGCGACGACGAUGACGCAGGCGGCAAGGAGCAGAAGGUUCUUGUUGAUCCCCUACGAACCGACGACAUCAAGCCGAUGAGCACGCCGCUCAAGAGGCUCGGACCCCCAACGAGUCCCUUGACAGUGACGCCACCCCGGAUGACGACCGAUAACGUGCAUCCCAAGGUGACACUGGGGUCGGUAGAGCUGAAGCCGAACAAGAAGAUGGAAGCUGCAGCGAAGAAGAAGGGCCCCGACGGAGAGGUGCCAGACAUCAAGGACUUGGAGGCGAGGUUUGCGGCUUUGAAGAAGAGGUAGGGAAGCUGAGAGGGGCAUGAAGAGGGUUUGAAGCGCUGGGCAUGUUUUGUAUGACGCAUGGAGUUAUGUGGGUUCUUUGAAAUUCAUUAAACUUGUUUCUUGACACGAGUUGGAUGCUUAAUGUGAGCUAUCAUGACCUGGUGCAGUGGGGAAUGGGCACAUUGUUGGUGGCAAUGGCAAGCCAAAUGUGCACCUUUGGGGGCUGCUAUUUAACAUGGAGGAGGAUGAAGGCGUUGAGCGAGAUCGGACUUCACGGCUGAACUGUUGUCUGCCUAGAAGCAAGCCGAGUCUAAUACAGGUGCGCACUUGCCGUAUUGUAACCACCUGCUUGCAUUGUUCUCGGCAUCCUUUCACUC
Messenger RNA from Ilyonectria robusta, 1566 nucleotides. Its product is annotated as regulator of Vps4 activity in the MVB pathway-domain-containing protein. The record is from RefSeq and is a predicted model, not a curated record. Gene Ontology annotation, biological process: protein transport. NCBI's taxonomy places the organism in Eukaryota, Fungi, Ascomycota, Sordariomycetes, Hypocreales, Nectriaceae. The coding region runs from base 326 to 1210 and encodes 294 amino acids. The transcript is spliced from 2 exons.